Pundamilia nyererei is the source of this 1957-nucleotide messenger RNA. RefSeq names its product tetratricopeptide repeat domain 39B (gene ttc39b). NCBI's taxonomy places the organism in Eukaryota, Metazoa, Chordata, Actinopteri, Cichliformes, Cichlidae. Gene Ontology annotation, molecular function: protein binding. The record is from RefSeq and is a predicted model, not a curated record. Bases 329 to 1846 code for a protein of 505 amino acids. The transcript is spliced from 16 exons.
CGUUUCCUCCCUCUCUCCUCUCCUCCUUCAUUUCCUCUCUCUCUUCUAUUUUCUAUGGGCGGAGAAACGGAAAUGUGGGAGGUGUGUUUUCUCUCCGUGUUUCUUUCACGGAAGAGAGCAGAGGCAAAGAAGCGCGCCUGACUCAAGGACGAAGCGGACCUACGGCGAUAAGAAUCAAAAUAAACGGAGCACAGAGGAGCAGAAGGAGAUCCGUGCGCAGCCGCAGAGGAGCGGAGGUUCGGCUGCAGCUGUCAUGGGACUCUGCCCGUCCUCGUAGCGGAACCAGGCGACCCGCGGACCAGAGGGAGAACAGGCACCGGGAGCGGACAUGGCCCACGUAGGCAACGGAGCGGCCGCAGAGGAGGAGGACUGCUUCGAAGAUGCCUUUGAUCGGAUACCUGCGGCGGGUAGCAUGGAUCUGCAGACUGCCAUCCAGGAGACUCAGUGUGCUCUCAACCUGGUCCUCAACAACAAGUUUUCUCAAGCCCUGGAUCUCCUCAAACCAUGGUGGAGGGACAGCAUGUACCACGCUCUGGGAUACAGCAGCAUCCUGGUGAUGCAGGCGACCAUGACCUUUGAGCACAGAGACAUCCAGACUGCCAUGGCAACCAUCAAGGAGGCGUUGCACACCUGUCAGAGGUUCAGGAAGAAGAACUCGAUGGUCGGAUCUCUGUCCGGGCUGAUCAGCAAGCAGUCCAACCUGCAGGAAGGAGAGAUGCACGCAGAGCUUUGCUACGCUGAAUGUCUGCUGCAGAAAGCAACGCUGACGUUUGUACAGGUCAGAAAUGCUGGCUUUGGUUUGUCCCAGUUGAGAGAGGGAGCUUCCAGCCACAGUUUGCGGUCAAUCCUCUGUGUUCUGACUCUGCUCUUCUACCACACAUACGUCUCACUCAUACUGGGAACUGCAGAGGGGAACCUGGUGGAAGCUGAAGCUCUGCUGGAGCCAUACCAACAGAAAUACCCCAAAGGCUCCAUAAUCCUCUUCUACUCUGCUCGCAUUGCCGCGCUGCGAGGAAACUUUGAGAAGGCUCGGGCCAAGUACGAGGAAUGUGUGAGCAGCCAGCAGGAGUGGAAGCAGAUUCACCACUUGUGUUACUGGGAGCUCAUGUGGACUCACUCGUACCAGCAGGAGUGGGAACAGGCGUACCAAUAUGCUGACUUGCUGUGCAAGGAGAGUCGCUGGUCCAAGGCUAUCUAUGUUUACCAGAAGGCAGCCAUUUUAAGCAUGAUGUCAGAGGAGGAGCUGAAGAAGACGGGGGAGAAUGUUGUGGAGCUCUUCAGGCAGGUGGAGGGGCUGAAACAGCGCCUGGCUGGGAAGUCCAUUCCAACGGAGAAAUUUGCAGUGAGGAAGUCCAGGCGUUACAAAGCUGCUAACCCCAUCCCCCUGGUCAUCCCUUUGCUGGAGAUGAUGUACGUGUGGAAUGGUUUCACCAUCGUCGGAAAGCGAGCCGACUGUGCCGAGUCCCUGCUGGUAACCAUAGAGAAGGCAGAGGAGCAGCUUCGCAAUGACCCCAAUCCGUCAGAGUUUCACACAGAUGACAGCUGUCUGGUCCAGAUGUUGAAGGGACUCUGCCUGAAGCACCUGGGCAGGUUACUGCAGGCUGAGCUGUGCUUCACACAGGUGCUCUCCAGUGAGGGUCGGAUCAGAUAUGAUCACUACUUGAUUCCUUUCACCCUUUAUGAGUUGGGUCUGCUGUAUAAACAACAGGGAGACUUCCUCAAGGCCACCACAUACAUCGAGAACGCCAAGACGAACUACAAGGACUACUCCAUGGAGUCCAGACUGCACUUCAGGAUCCACGCAGCCCUUAACAGCCUCAAAGGAUCACCUGCCGGCACCCCAUAAUACACAAAAACACGAGUCAGACUGCAGCUGUUUGUUUAGCUGGAGUGAAGAAAGAAGUGGAGGUGUGUUUGGGUUUUAAGAGGACACCUCCACCUGGGUUUUUUUUCCCCU